AUGGCAGCUCCUGGGGCUGCAGAGACCAAGCACGCCCAGGAGAGCAGGAACCUGCCCCUCAAUCUCUGGUUCCUUCAGGGCCCUGUUGUGGGCGGCUGGUACAGGAUCCUGGAUCAGCUCAUCCCAGGGACCACCAAAGUGGUGGCCGUGAAGAAGAUGGUCAUGGACCAGGGGGCCUUUGCGCCCUGUUUCCUCGGCUGCUUCCUCGCCAUCACGGGGGCCAUGAACGGGCUGUCGGCAGAGGAGAACUGGUCCAAGAUCCAGCAGGACUACAUGGACGCUCUGCUGACCAACUACUGCAUCUGGCCACCGGUGCAAGUCGCAAAUUUCUACUUCGUGCCCCUGAAGCACAGGCUGGCUGUUGUCCAGUGUGUUGCCAUCAUCUGGAACUGCUACCUCUCCUGGAAAGCAAAUCUGAUGUGA
This is a messenger RNA of Chaetura pelagica (chimney swift), 423 nucleotides long. It is a transcript of the gene MPV17, whose product is annotated as MpV17 mitochondrial inner membrane protein. Gene Ontology annotation, cellular component: cytoplasm; membrane. The coding region runs from base 1 to 423 and encodes 140 amino acids. The transcript has 6 exons. The record is from RefSeq and is a predicted model, not a curated record. Lineage: Eukaryota; Metazoa; Chordata; Aves; Apodiformes; Apodidae.